UCGCCUGGAAGAGAAGGGAAAAAAGAGAUCGUCCGUGAGCGUGAAACAAAGAGAAGCAAACGGAAGAUUUACGGGUGGAACGGAGAGAGGUAUAUGGUGGUAGUGGUGAGACCAGUUAUAUUUUUAUUGUCGACUGGCAUAUUUCGCGAAGCUGGUCGCAACGAAUGUGUGUUUGACGUAUCGAGGAGGGAACGAAAAGAGAUGCCUGAAAAUGUCGGGUAAAAGUGAAACUCGGUGAUCAAAGCUGGAUGGGAUAGACAGUGAAGGGAAGUGAAUUUCGGUGGAUUUAUUCGCAUUAUCUCUCGGAAGGUCACGACCAUUGCGUUGGUAGCUGGUUAAUUGAAAGUGGGGAAUCUCCGAGAAGCUCGAUCGUGCAGGUCAGCGCGUUACGGUGCGACACGAAGGGAAAAGGAGUACACGUACUACGAGUUACGUCGGCGAACGAACGCGUAUAUGCUGGAUACCUUGCGAAAACAUCCGCGAAUGGAGCACGGAUUAAAGUAUGACUAGUACCGUGGCUACGGAACCAUCCACGACUGUCAAGUUUUUGGUAGACGGAAUGACAUCCACGACUACUGUCACUGCGUUUUCCAAGGAGGAACCAGCACCGAUAUUCUUGCAGACUAAAGCUGCUCAAGUUAUCGCUGGUGUGUUCGUUUGGAUCGCUCUGUUCUUAACAUGUCAACAGAUUUAUCAGCACUUGAGGUGGUACACCAAUCCAACAGAACAGAGAUGGAUAGUGAGGAUUCUGUUUAUAGUCCCAAUAUACGCAACUUAUUCUUGGGUCUCUCUACUAUUUUUUAACAGUGAAAGCUAUUAUGUUUAUUUCUUCACUGUACGAGACUGUUAUGAAGCAUUUGUUAUAUAUAACUUUUUGUCUUUAUGCUACGAGUACCUGGGAGGUGAAGGAAAUAUUAUGUCUGAAAUACGUGGCAAACCUAUUCGUUCCAAUUGCCUAUAUGGAACAUGCUGCCUAGUUGGGAAAACGUAUACCAUCGGCUUUCUUAGAUUUUGCAAGCAAGCCACAUUACAAUUUUGCUUGGUGAAGCCGGUAAUGGCAUUCGUCAUUAUAUUCCUUCAAGCAUUUGGACAUUACAGAGAUGGAGAUUGGUCUCCAGAUGGAGGCUAUAUUUAUAUAACUAUAAUUUAUAAUAUCAGCGUGUCUCUUGCCCUCUAUGGACUUUUCCUGUUCUACUUCGCUACAAGAGACCUGUUAACUCCAUUUGAGCCUGUUUUAAAAUUUUGUACUGUCAAGAGUGUUAUCUUCCUCUCAUUCUGGCAAGGAGUUUUACUAGCAAUCCUUGAAAAGGCAAAUGUAAUUUCACCUAUAACCUUAGGCCAGACAACCAGUGCAGGCACAGUGUCUGCUGGUUACCAAAAUUUUUUGAUUUGCAUUGAAAUGUUAUUUGCUGCUAUAGCUUUACGUUAUGCAUUUCCUUAUCAAGUAUAUUCAGCUGGUUGCGUUACUGAUUCGAGAGGAAGAAGUGUAACAAUGCAAAGCAUUAGCAGCAGUCUAAAGGAAACCAUGAAUCCAAAAGACAUAAUGACUGAUGCCAUUCACAAUUUUCAUCCACAGUAUCAACAGUACACUCAGUAUAGUUCUGACGUUAAUACCAACUUGCCGUAUGAAAAACUAUGAGAGUCCGAGGCGUCACUUUUUUAAUUACAAGAAAUUGGACAUCAGGCAUUUAUACAGUUUAAACGAAGAUUGAAAAAUUCUUAAUGUUAUAUUAUUAUUUCUUAAAAGCUAAUUUUACAAAUUUACUUGAUGUUUUAAGUUCGAAUGAAGUUGCAGGGUGGGCAAAGAAUUCUCUGCUCAAAUUAUGAUUUAAGGUUUACAUUAAAUAUCUGUAUACGUAUAUACCUAUAUGCAUACACAUAUAUAAAUAUAUAAGCAUAUGAUUCAAUCAUUUUUAAAAUUAACGAAAUCUACUGUACAAUAGAAAUUAAGCACUUAACACGAGAGCACUUAGAGUACAGUGUAAUUUCAUAAAAGAUUUUGCUUUCUAAUAAAUGCAGAACAGAAAUAACAAUUGAGUACUAUUCUAUAACAGUAUUGCAAUUAAUCAUUUUAACAGUACAUCGAAAAUAAUUUAAAAAAAAACAUAUAGUAUUAUUUUAUAAUGCCUUUUUGAGAAUCAAAAAAACGAAUGGCAUGUAAACAUGGA
Molecule: messenger RNA, 2168 nt
Organism: Nomia melanderi (Alkali bee)
Lineage: Eukaryota; Metazoa; Arthropoda; Insecta; Hymenoptera; Halictidae
Gene: Tmep
Product: Transmembrane endosomal protein
Source: RefSeq, a predicted model, not a curated record